UUCCUUGAAGCUUCGCAGAAAAAAGACAAUUCUUUCAUCAGAGUUAGGAAUGUGGACAGUACACAAUCGAGAGAGUUUGGGGAUUCUCUCUUUCCCGGUGAUGAUUGCCAUGGUCUGUUGUGGACACAGCGCCAAUGAACCCAGCAACAUGUCAUACGUGAAAGAGACUGUGGACAGAUUGCUCAAAGGCUAUGACAUUCGCUUGCGGCCGGACUUUGGAGGACCCCCAGUGGACGUGGGGAUGAGGAUCGACGUGGCUAGCAUAGACAUGGUGUCAGAAGUGAACAUGGAUUAUACACUCACUAUGUAUUUCCAGCAGUCUUGGAAAGACAAAAGACUUUCCUAUUCUGGAAUCCCACUAAACCUCACACUAGACAACAGGGUAGCUGACCAACUCUGGGUACCAGACACAUACUUUCUGAAUGACAAGAAAUCCUUUGUGCAUGGGGUUACAGUGAAGAAUCGAAUGAUUCGGCUACAUCCUGAUGGGACAGUUCUCUACGGACUCCGGAUUACAACUACAGCUGCAUGCAUGAUGGAUCUACGGAGAUACCCUUUGGAUGAACAAAACUGUACCCUGGAGAUUGAAAGCUAUGGCUAUACCACUGAUGACAUUGAGUUUUACUGGAACGGAGGAGAGGCAGCAGUAACUGGAGUGAAUAAAAUUGAACUUCCCCAAUUUUCAAUUGUUGACUAUAAAAUGGUUUCCAAGAAGGUUGAGUUCACAACAGGGGCAUAUCCACGACUGUCGCUAAGUUUCCGUCUAAAAAGGAACAUCGGUUACUUCAUUUUGCAAACCUAUAUGCCUUCCACACUGAUUACAAUUCUGUCCUGGGUUUCUUUUUGGAUCAACUAUGAUGCUUCUGCAGCCAGAGUGGCGCUAGGAAUCACCACCGUGUUGACCAUGACAACCAUCAGCACUCACCUCAGGGAGACCCUGCCAAAGAUCCCUUAUGUCAAAGCAAUUGAUAUUUACCUGAUGGGUUGCUUUGUGUUUGUGUUCCUGGCUUUGCUGGAAUAUGCCUUUGUAAAUUACAUCUUCUUUGGAAAAGGACCUCAGAAAAAGGGAGCUGGCAAACAAGACCAGAACGCCAAUGAAAAGAAUAAGUUGGAGAUGAAUAAAGUCCAGGUCGAUGCCCAUGGCAACAUCCUGCUGAGCACUCUGGAGAUCCGGAACGAGACGAGCGGCUCCGAAGUGCUCACCGGUGUGAGCGACCCCAAGACCACCAUGUACUCCUAUGACAGUGCCAGCCUCCACUACCGCAAGCCCCUGAGUGGCCGCGAGGGCUAUGGGCGCGGGCUAGACCGGCAUGCUGCACACAACAAGGGCCGCAUCCGCAGACGUGCAUCGCAGCUCAAAGUCAAAAUCCCCGACUUGACUGAUGUGAAUUCCAUCGACAAGUGGUCCCGAAUGUUUUUUCCCAUCACAUUUUCUCUUUUCAACGUCGUGUAUUGGCUUUACUAUGUGCACUAAGAUCUGUCCUAAUGGUCCCU
Messenger RNA from Suncus etruscus (white-toothed pygmy shrew), 1494 nucleotides. It is a transcript of the gene GABRB1, whose product is annotated as gamma-aminobutyric acid type A receptor subunit beta1. Bases 50 to 1474 code for a protein of 474 amino acids. Gene Ontology annotation, biological process: chemical synaptic transmission; nervous system process; signal transduction. The transcript is spliced from 9 exons. Gene Ontology annotation, cellular component: synapse; GABA-A receptor complex; membrane. Lineage: Eukaryota; Metazoa; Chordata; Mammalia; Eulipotyphla; Soricidae. Gene Ontology annotation, molecular function: neurotransmitter receptor activity; extracellular ligand-gated monoatomic ion channel activity; GABA-A receptor activity. The record is from RefSeq and is a predicted model, not a curated record.